AAACGCAAAUUCAAAUAAGAAAACACACCCACCCACACACAGGCAACUGCCAUUUUCACCAGUGAAGAGGACAGGUGAAGAGGACAAGUGAAGAGGUGUUUUAUGGUUGAUAAAGACCAGGCUGAAGUCAAUGCCAUCCGUAAGGUGUUCAACGAGUCAGACAUUCUCCUUUGUUGGUACCAUGUAACGCAAGCAGUAACUCGUUGGCUGUCAAUAUCUGAAUCUGGUGUGAAUGGACCUGAAAAGACAGAUUCAAGAGCGCACAUCAUACAGUUUAUGUCAGAGAUGAAAUGCUGUUCAAAGGCACAAGAAUUUAAGGAAAAGGCUGAGAUGUUUCACUGCCAGUUUAGGAACUUCAAAUAUGUCUGCAAGUACUUCAGGAACAACUGGGAGACAAUUGGUCAUCUGUGGUCUAACUUUGGAAGAUGCUAUAAACAGAGACUCUGACACAAACAGGGUGACUGGUCUGAAAUACGCGAUAAACCCCCAUGAAAAACGCAAGUGUUGGCAGGUGUGCUCACCAGUUUAAUAUUUGAUCUGCUAUAGUUAGAAAUAAGACUAUUAUAUCUUUUAAACGUAACGCCUGUUUCACACCGCAAGCGUCAGCGGCGCGUGUUUUUUUGGCAUCCAUGUUAACAGAUUAGAACUUUCUUACCGCACGCAGCAGCGUGUCAGUGAGCCGUGAGCAUCGCUGAAGCAGCAGUGCAGCGAUAGCGCUGCUCACGCUCAAUUAAAGUGACAGUGCAUUGAUAAUGACCUAAAUACAUUGAAUAACAGUAAAAAGUAACAAUUUUACCCAAUAAAUGUCAAUAAUAUAAACUGAUUUACAUAUAGUCAAUCAAAUGAACUUAAACUAAUAAAAACUGCAACAAACCUUUAUUUCGGCUCGAACUACAAAACCAAUAGUAAAACAGUUUUAGUAUCAGUUUUGUUGGAGAGGGGAAGUGAUUUACGGGAAUUGUAGUCCAUAGCAAAGCGUAUUGUGGGUAGUGUAGUUCGACACCCAUGCUGGAUGAUGUGAACUCACUGUGUGCUGUGCUGCUUAAGCAGAGGAAGAAAGCUUUAUUCGGCUUUGCUUUGUUCGCUCAAGUUAUUUCACCUGGGAGCUGUUUGCACUGUGAACCUGACAACACGAAAAUAAGUAAAAGAAGGGCAUGCAUUGAUCACUUUUAUCCGUCUCAUCCUUUGCACGAGCAUAAAUUAACAUGCAGUUACUCUGCCGCUGGACAUUACUGAAGUGGAUUAUGUAUAAAUAUCAUUAUAACUACUGUAUAGAUAUAACUAUAGGCUUACAACAUCCUGUCAAUCAAAAACCAAAUAUCACUGGCGAUUGUCUUCUGACGUACUCCUCAUAGAGUUUGAGAAGCAUACAGGACUGUUUGAUCUAUAAAAUUUGUAAAAUAAAGAUUUGCAGGUGUGAAA
This is a messenger RNA of Danio rerio (zebrafish), 1422 nucleotides long. Lineage: Eukaryota; Metazoa; Chordata; Actinopteri; Cypriniformes; Danionidae. The record is from RefSeq and is a predicted model, not a curated record.